Messenger RNA from Menidia menidia (Atlantic silverside), 525 nucleotides. The record is from the annotation of a GenBank genome assembly. NCBI's taxonomy places the organism in Eukaryota, Metazoa, Chordata, Actinopteri, Atheriniformes, Atherinopsidae.
AUGAGAUCUAGGAAGAUGGCGCCAGUGUGGGAGGCGGGCCAUCAGCUGCUCCGAUUGUUGUGUGUGUUUCUGUUGUUUGUAACACAUGUUGCACAUGCCGCCAACACUCUGCGGGUGUUUGAUCGCCAAACGCUGUUAGAUCUGAGAAUCUACGCCAAAGAUCUUGUCAACUUUAAUUAUUAUGGACAAAAAUCUCCUUUCCUAUCGGACAUCUCGACAUACCUCUGCCUCACUCCAGCGCCGCCACCGCAGCGAAAACGGCACCGCUGCAGGGGUAAGCGUAGUGGCUGUCUGGUGAGGCUGAGGGCCGGGUUGUUACGUACUGAUCAGUGUAUAUGGAGCGGGGCCUCGCCUUUGUAUCUCUCGACGUUCCCUGGACCCUGUCGCUGCCUGGUUGGUACCGGUGGCGGGCUCGGAUGUGAUGUUGCAGCCCCACGGACCCUGCUCUCGUCCCCGCUGGCGCGGAGUGAAUCUGGGGAACCUGCGGCCUCUGUGUCGGGCCUCCUGGUCAGCUGUUCGUCCUGA